AUGACCCCGCGGCCGCCCCUCCUCCUCCAGCUCCUGCCCCUCGCCCUCCUCCUCCUCGCCAUUGCCUUGCCCGGCGCUUCCGCCUCGUCCACGCUCGCCGUCUCGGCGUCCUCCACCUCCCCGACCGUCUGCGGCGUCGACGCGUACAACGGCACCGUCUACUGCGCCGCGCUCCCGGGCUCCUCCUCCAACAACGCCUCGUCCGCCUCCUCCCCUGUCGCGGAGUCCAUCAUCACCUUCGCCGAGGUCUCCGCGGGGCGAGGCUUCGUGUGCGGCCUACAGGCCGGUGGCGCCGCGCUCUUCUGCUGGCCGUCCACGCCCGCGCCGCAGUGGGGGCAGCUCCGCCGGCUCUACAACGGGCCCAGCCCGCUCGCGGACCUCGCCGUCGGCGGGGACCACGUCGCGGCCUACGAAGCCAACGCCUCCGCCUCUGACUCCGGGAGGGUCCUAUGGUGGCGCGGCGGGGACCGGUUCCCCGCGCAGGCCGACGGCGGGUUCCGCUCGCUCGUCUCCGGGGAUGGCUUCACCUGCGCUGUCGAGACCAACGCGUCCGCCGCCGUCCGAUGCUGGGGCCCGCAGGGUAGCCCCGUGCAGGCGGGCCUCGCCAACGCGACCGCCGCGCCGUACCUCGCCGCGGGGGGCGCCCGAGCAUGCACCGUCCUCGCCUCCGGCUCCGCGCUCUGCUCGGGCUCCGACGACGUCGGCGCGGCGGCGAACGCCUCGGCCGCCGGCGCGCUGCCAAUGGACCUCUUCGGGUACGGCCUGGCCGUCGGCGACUCCCACGCGUGCGCGCUCCGCCGGCCCAACCACACCGCCGUGUGCUGGAGCCUCGGGGGUCCCACCACCACCCUAUACGAGCCGGCGCUCGGGAUCUCCUUCCUGUUCCUCGCCGCCGCCGGCAACUUCACCUGCGGCGUCGCGUCCAUCGACUACAGCGUGUACUGCUGGUCCGCGGGCGCCGAUGCCGCGCCCGUGCCGCUGCCGAAGAUACGACCCGGCGUCUGCGUCAGCAACGUCAGCUCCUGCCGCCGCGGGUGCGGCUUCAUGCCGGGGUCGCAGCAGCUCUGCGGGGGCUCCAGCGGGAUCUGCGACGCGCUCGUCUGUGACGCUUCGCCGCCGACGCCUGCUCCCCCGCCUGCUUCGCCGCCUCCUCCGCCUGCGCCGUCGCCGUCGUCGGGUAGGCGCGUGUCCAAGGCCUGGAUCGCGUUCUGCGUCGUCGGCGCGGUGGGUGGCUUCGCGGGGCUCUGCUCCAUCGUCUACUGCCUCGUCUUCGGUUUCUGCAGCAACAAGCGGGUGCACAACUCGGUGCAGCCCAACAUCACCACAACCGCCGCGGGCGCGGGCGCGGGCGCCGACACUAACAACGGCGGCGGGGGUGGCGCGGCGGGCGGGAGCCCGUACGGGUCGCCGAACGGGUCGCGGGCGCGCAGCCUGUUCCGGCGGCAGCUGUCGCGCGUGAUGACGCGGCAGCGCAGUGGCCCGUCGUCGUUCAAGGACCCCACGGAGGAGUUCACGUUCGCGCAGCUGGAGGCGGCCACCAAGGGGUUCGCGCUGGAGGCGAAGAUCGGUGAGGGCAGCUUCGGCACCGUGUACAGAGGCAAGCUCCCCGACGGGCGGGAGGUGGCCAUCAAGCGCGCCUGCGAGUCGGGCCCCCGCGCGCGGCGGUUCCAGGAGAAGGAGAGCGCGUUCCGGUCGGAGCUGGCGUUCCUGUCCCGGCUCCACCACAAGCACCUCGUCGGCCUUGUGGGCUACUGCGAGGAGAACGAGGAGCGGCUGCUGGUGUACGAGUACAUGAAGAACGGCGCGCUCUACGACCACCUGCACCCAAAGCCGGGGGCGGCGCCGUCGCCCGUGGCGUCGUCGUGGAAGCUGCGCAUCAAGAUCCUGCUGGACGCGUCCCGCGGCAUCGAGUACCUGCACUCGUACGCCGUGCCGCCCAUCAUCCACCGCGACAUCAAGUCGUCCAACAUCCUGCUGGACGGCGGGUGGACGGCGCGCGUGUCGGACUUUGGUCUGUCACUAAUGGGCCCCCUGGAGCCGUCGUCGGAGGACGACGACGCCUCCGCCACCGCCGCCGCCGCCACGAGGUCUCGGUCUCGGUCGCGGUCGCGGUCGCAGUCGCAGCACCUGACGGUGAUGAAGGCGGCCGGCACGGUGGGGUACAUGGACCCGGAGUACUACGGGCUGCACCACCUCACGGUGAAGAGCGACGUGUACGGGUUCGGCGUGGUGAUGCUGGAGUCGCUGACGGGGCGGCGCGCCAUCUUCAAGGAGGCCGAGGGCGGGAGCCCCGUGUCCGUGGUGGACUACGCCGUGCCCAGCAUCGUGGGCGGGGAGCUCGUGAAGGUGCUGGACCGGCGCGCGCCGGAGCCCGCGGCGCACGAGGCCGAGGCCGUCGAGCUGGUCGCGUACACCGCCGUGCACUGCGUCCGGCUCGAGGGCAAGGACCGACCAGCCAUGGCCGACAUCGUGGCCAACCUGGAGACGGCGUUCGCGCUAUGCGAGGGAAGCGCCGGCGGCGGUGACCGUGGAGGUGGCGGGUUCGGGAACAGCUCCUCCAGUGCUAGCCUCCCCUCCGUCACGUCGAUGGACCGGUCGGGAGCCCUGUGA
Molecule: messenger RNA, 2610 nt
Organism: Miscanthus lutarioriparius
Lineage: Eukaryota; Viridiplantae; Streptophyta; Magnoliopsida; Poales; Poaceae
Source: the annotation of a GenBank genome assembly